CGCCCAGCUCUGUUUGAGCAGUCUGAGUCCAGCAGCUGGAGAAAUCAAACGUGUCGCCAGGUCAGCCAUGUCAUCUGAGCCUCCCCCGCCGCCACCACAGCCCCCGACACACCAGACUAAUGUUGGGCUACUGGACACUCCUCGGGCCCGGGAUCGCUCUCCAUCCCCGCUGCGAGGCAAUGUGGUCCCUAGCCCUCUGCCCACCCGCAGGACAAGAACUUUCUCCGCGACGGUGCGGGCUUCACAAGGCCCUGUCUACAAAGGAGUCUGUAAAUGCUUCUGCCGGUCCAAGGGCCACGGCUUCAUCACCCCAGCUGAUGGUGGCCCUGACAUCUUCCUACACAUCUCUGAUGUGGAAGGGGAAUAUGUUCCAGUGGAAGGCGACGAGGUCACCUAUAAGAUGUGCUCUAUCCCACCCAAGAAUGAGAAACUGCAGGCCGUAGAGGUGGUCAUCACCCACCUGGCACCAGGCACCAAGCAUGAGACCUGGUCCGGGCAUGUCAUCAGCUCCUAGGACCUGCAAGAACCCCUUCUCCUGGGCUUGAGGGAGACUUUGGGGGGGAGGAGGAGCAGGACACUCUGGAUAUAACAUUCUACCAUGUGAGAUGGGGCCUCAAGGCCAGCAUGGCCCCUUUCAAGCAUUUCCUGGAAGAAGGGAGUUGUGGGCAGGCAGAGGGUGCUCAGCCACCAACACAGCCUCCAGCCAUUGCAACAAGCUCUCACUGUCUGAAAACAUUAAAAGCAUUUGAAAAGGAGAGGGACCUGCUGCUGUGGCUAGGUGGAGAGGGUGCAGUUCCAGCCCAGGGUGGGUAGGCUAAACCUGCUAUUUCCCCAAAUGCCCUGCCCAGGUCAGACAAACCCUAAGUACUCCUCCUGGAACUAGACAAAACCCUGGAUCUAUUUUCCCCGCUGAGGGAUGUCACCAGCCCUAUGAGACUUCCAUGACCCAAUGCCCUGUCUGACUUGGGACCAGGUUAGAUCCAUCUUCUGAUUGCCAGUCUGGCUAGCUCCAGGGAAGCCAGCUUAUGUAUGUGGGGACCUUUUCAGGGGACUUUGCCUCUUGGGGCCUUUACAACAGGUGUGUCUCCACCUUCUGGGAAAGACUUCCAACCCUUAGAAGCUCCUGCUCUCGUCCAGCACUCUUUGACUCAGCACUGAUCCCCACCCCUGGGAAUGCUGGUCUUUUCUACUUGUAGGUGUAAAGUACCCUCUCUCUGUAGCACUGAGUCUAUCAUUAAGCCAGUGCUGACGGGAGCUGUGGGGGUGAGGCAGAGGCCUCUGUAGGACCAGCUGUAGAGAGGGAAGGGUGCCCUGCACUUGGGAGGCUGGAACAGUUCUAGGCCAGCCUAGGCUAGAAUCUUGUCUCCAAACAACAGGGAACAAGGGCUGGGGAUGUAGCUCAGUUGUAGUGCACUCGGCGAGCAUGUGCGGGGCUCUGGGUUCCACUGCAAGCAUAAACCCCAGAACUUGGACUCUGGUGGCCUUUCAUGGUUACGAGUUGAAAGAGAAAUACACCUUUGGUGGGAAAGCAAGGCUUCUUUAAUACAGCUCUGACAAAUACACUGCACCGAGCUACAUUGAGCCACUGCCUGCCAGUUUUUUUUUUUGUUUUUUUGUUUUUUUUUAGGUAGGGACUUGCCAUAUUGCUAUAUAGCCUAGGCUAGCCUCAAACUCUUAGCACCCUUUAUACCUUGGCUUCCUACUUACUGGGAUCAGAGGUGUGCCUUCACACCCUGCUGAUUUCUUUUAUUAAAUAGCUUGAACUCUUCCCCAGAGCCCUGUUUGCCCUGGACUGCAACACUGUAGAUCUGUAGGUGUUUCAAACAAACUGCUCCUUAGACUCUUUUGGUGGUUGGCUAUGGCUUUAGUUGUGAUUUAAAAAUAAUAGUAGUUGGGUAAUGGAGUUUUUAAGUGGGAUUGAGAACUCUUGUCAGAACAGGGGUACCAAUACAGGGGUGACUGGGCCCCCAGUCCAGACCAGAGGCUCCUUUGAUAGCACUGUGUGACCUUAGCACGUCUUCUGCAUUAAUGUAGGUCCAUCCUAAGGGGACAAAGGCUGGAACUCUGAUGACCACUGUGCUUUCAGACAGACAUGGGGGUCAGGGUAAAGUGGAGGAUGUGAGUUCAAUCCCCAGAAAAAGCAGGCUGUGGCAGACACUUAGGUAGUCCCAGAGCUGGGGAGGCUGGGCCAGGCAGAUGCUCAGGGUUGGCAGGUGAGCCAGCCAGUCUAUUUGGAGAGUCUGAGGUCAGUGAGGGACCCUAUUUUUUGUUUAUAAAAGGUGCCUAGCACCUGAGGCAUGGAAACAGGUUGUCCUUGUCCAUUUGCACAAACAAAAACUAAGUGGUUAGCCGUGUGAGGGCCUUGGGCGGCUGGCUCACCUCUACCACCAGUUUAACUAUUUUCUUUGUUGGACUGUUGGCAGACGUUUUUCUACUAGGUCAAAGGUGGCUUUUCCCCCUCUAGGCUUGGCUGACCGCCUAGAGCCUCUCUUGAGGCGCCUCUGUUGGCCAAGGAACAGACUUCCAAAGCCACUCUGCCAGGACCCAGGACGGCUCCCCGAGACUGACAGCCUUCUCCGUCACCCUAUUGUUCCUAGCUUUCACUCUGGUAUGGUUAGGCUUCGGUGGCCCAUGGCUGGCUGGCUAGCGGGCCCUGCCACCAACUGAGCUGCCAGCUACUUCUACUGGCAGGAUGGCCUCUGGAUUCUUUUGCCUCUGGGCUGUUUUGGAACUGCAGGGCAUUGGUAUCAGAAAAGACUCUUCAGACAGGGAGUGUCAACAGAUCAGAAGGGACACAGUGCUAGUGACCGGGCAGGAGCGAACAGAUUCCCAAAUCCAGAUGUUUGACCCCCUCAGCCACCUCUUUCUCAAUAAAGUUUGUUUUGUGCAACAAAA
Arvicola amphibius (Eurasian water vole) is the source of this 2895-nucleotide messenger RNA. It is a transcript of the gene Carhsp1, whose product is annotated as calcium regulated heat stable protein 1. The coding region runs from base 68 to 514 and encodes 148 amino acids. Gene Ontology annotation, molecular function: mRNA 3'-UTR binding. Lineage: Eukaryota; Metazoa; Chordata; Mammalia; Rodentia; Cricetidae. The transcript has 4 exons. The record is from RefSeq and is a predicted model, not a curated record. Gene Ontology annotation, biological process: regulation of mRNA stability. Gene Ontology annotation, cellular component: cytoplasm.